Coccidioides immitis RS is the source of this 636-nucleotide messenger RNA. RefSeq lists its product as uncharacterized. The record is from RefSeq and is a predicted model, not a curated record. Gene Ontology annotation, molecular function: protein binding. The transcript has 2 exons. NCBI's taxonomy places the organism in Eukaryota, Fungi, Ascomycota, Eurotiomycetes, Onygenales, Onygenaceae. The coding region runs from base 1 to 636 and encodes 211 amino acids. Gene Ontology annotation, cellular component: nucleus; cytoplasm.
AUGACAUCUCUGAUAGAUCUGCCCCUUGAUAUUCUCCACGAGCUUGCUGCGUUCUGCGGCAAAGCAGAGCUCUUAUCCCUGCGGCUCGUCUCUCGACCGCUAGCUUCCUUUUUCCUCCCGUAUGCGGACCGACAGCUUGCCCUCGAGAUCCGCCGUAGGGCCCAUUACCACUUGCACAGAGCUGCGGGAAUUUCAGGCUCUCAUGAGAAGGCAAUGGUACGGAGGUUAUUAGAUGCUGGGGCACCUGUCAACCAAUACGACGCGGCCGGCGAGACUGCUUUACAUGUCGCAACUCGUCAUGGCAACCUGGACGCAGCACAUGUCUUGCUAAGGGCUGGUGCGGAGGUUGAUGCAAUCACUGCCCACGCAUGGACGCCGUUGCAUCUUGCCUGUCGAUACGGAUAUGUGGAUAUCGCGCGAGAGUUAGUAGUCUUUGGAGCUGAUGUUAACAAACCCGGUUUCCAUGGCUGGACGGCUUUGCAUUAUGCCGUUCGGGGCAGACACGUUAAUUGUGCGCGGGUACUCCUGGAAUUCGGCGUUGAGGUUGAUAUAUGUGAUAGUGACGGGCGAUCAGCACUGAAAGAGGCGAAACACCAAGGAUGGGGUGUGUACAGAUGCUAUUAUGUCAAGUCAUAG